CGCCGCUUGCCGGACGCGGCCCCGGGCCCGGCCUGACUCGCUCCCUCGGGCCGGCCGACGGCUGUGACCCCCGUGAGCUCCGUGUCUCCAGUGGACCCAGCCCAGGCGAGCUGUCCUUUACCCCGGGAGCGGCCGCACAGGAAAAAUGGCCGGGAAGAGGCGUGGUCCCCGUAGAAAAGGGACGCCCCAAAGAUGUGUUAUCCCGAGGGCGACAGUUGCGUCCCAAAUGCGGGCUACGAAGUUCGUUCUGAGCCUACAGGCGUCCGGUUGUCCCGCGGAGGGCGCGGCCCAACGAGGGCCCGGAGGGGCGCGGCAGCACAUGCAAAUCACUAGGCGUGUGUAGGGGGCGGUGCGAGCCAGGCUCGUCAGGGGCCAAGAGAGCGCGGGGCCGCAUCGUUAAAGCACUGGACUAGGGACGGGGCCAGGUUCUCUAAGGAGCAAGAGUGGCGGGGCAGCACCUUUAGAGCACUGUGGACUAGGGACGGGGCCAGGUUCUCUAAGGAGCAAGAGUGGCGGGGCCGCACUUGUAAAUCAUUAGGGAGCGGGGCCAAGCUCGCUAAGGGGUCAGAAGAGGCGGGGCCGCACCUGUAAGGUAUUUGGAUUGGGGGCGUGGCCGCAUAUGUAAAUUAUUGGGGCCGGGGUCGGGGCCACAGAUAAAAACCGCUUGGCUGCAAGGGUCAGGCGCCCCCAGGGCACCGCGGAGGGCCGUCCCACGCGCGAGGUGCUUUCCAGGUCGGGGCGGGGCCUGAGCCUCGCCCGUGACGUCACAGCGGCGCCUGGCGCCCGUGCCGGCAGGACUCACCCAGGUGCGGAACGGCCUGAGCGGGGCGAGCGCGCCAACGCACCCCGCUCGCAUGGCGGCGGCCGGAGGGCCGGAGUCGCCCGUGGGGGCCCCCGUCGCGGAGCCCGCGCCGCCGCCGGCCUGCCGCUUCUUCCUGGAGGGCCGCUGCCGCUUCGGUGCCCGCUGCCGCCAGCCCCACCCCGGGGCGCCGGCGCCGCCGCAGCCUAGAGGCGAGCCCGAAGCCGAGGCCAAAACCAAGAAGCCGCCGCUGCGCACGGCUGCGGCCGUCAUCCAGCGCAUCCGCUGGGACCCGCGCCUCGACCCGGCCGACUUCUCCGUGGGCUACGUUGACCGCUUCCUGGGCUCGCGCGAGGAGCCCUUCCUUUCCUUCUGCUGGGACGAGCCUCUGGCGGCGCUCGGGCCGGGCGUCCUGGCCGUGCCGCAGCACCGGAUUCGCUACUUCCGCUUCCGCGGCCGUCUGGUGUGGGACCGCGCCUCGCGUACGGACCUCGUCUUCGGCUCGGGCUUGGCUGCGGGCCGCGGGUCCACCAUCCUGGACGCGCUCGACGGCGGGGACGCGCACGGGAUCGGAGAGGCGGGCGACGGCGAGGACGCGCACCAGACCGGGCAUGCGAGCGGCGGCGAGCACGUGCACGGAGCCGGAGGUGAGAGCGACGGCGUGGGCGCGCACGACGGCGGAGACAGGGGCGGGGACGUGCACGGGACCGGGGACGAGAGUGACGGCGAGGACGCGUACGGGGCCGUAGGUGCGCUCAGCGGUGGGGACACGGCCGGGGCCGGAGGCGCACUGGACGGCGUAGCUGCGACCUGCCUUGGCACCGGUGCGGGAGGGCGCGUACAGCCAGCUUGGACGGGACUCCGGGCCGCCUUGGCCCCGGAUGGCGGAGGCCCCGAAGCUGGGCGCCUGGCGUUGGCGGGGACAUUAUCGAGGAUCCAGGAGCGGGAGUUGGGCGGCCCUGGGGGCCAAGGUUCCCCGUGGAUGCAGCCAAGAAGGGCGCUGAAGCCAGCCGCCGCCGCUAUCGGGGAGCUGCCGGCUGUGGUAGCCCCGGGAAGGCCCUCGGAAGGCCUCUCUGAGACGGAAGUGGAGUGGGGUCCCGGGGUCUGGCCCGUGGACGGUGGAGCAGCCGGGGCCGUGGGCCCUCGCCAGCCCCGCCCCACGCACUUCGUGGCCCUCCUGGUGACAGAGGCUGAGCUGCAGGCCGGGGUGGCCAAGGUCCAAGAAGAACUGGUACGAAAUGCACCAGCUAGCGCGGCGUUCACAGUGCCUGCUCAGGCCCUGCACCUGACAGUGGCCCUGCUGAGGCUGGCGGGCCCCGGGGAGAUGGCGGCUGCGGUCGACGCACUCAGAGGCGUGCUCUCGGACCCCGGGCUUCGGGUCCCUCCGAGGCUGAGGUUCAGGCGCCUGGUGUUCCUGGGCUCUCGUGUGCUCUGUGCGCCCCCCGACCCCCCUUUGGAGAACAUGGCCCGAGUGCUCAGCCAGAGGCUGGAGGCCGGGGGGCUAAGAGUGCUGCAGCCCUGCAGGGGGCUACACCCCCACCUCACCCUGGCCAAGGUGCCCCAGGGUUCCCAAGUCGGCCUCCCCAAGCCUGGGUUCAGCUCAAGGCAGGAGCUGGGGAGCCAGCCUCUGGGGAAACUCUGGCUGUGCCGCGUGGGGAGGUCAGGGGGCACCUACCAGGCCGUGGCUGAGAUCCCCCUGGUAUCUCAACCCCAAAAGAAAUAAAGGCCAGGACCCAGACACCCAGAGGAAAUCUAGUCCAAGGCAGAAGAACAAAGCGUGCACGCGUGUUUUCUCUCUCUUUAAUUUUGGUUUCUCUCAAGCUUCCAAAUGGUGCUCAGUGCUCCAAGGAAAGAAUGAAGGAAGGAAAGGGGAGGGGGAGAGGAGGGGGAGGGGAGGCAAAGGAGGAACAUCUGGAAAAAAAGCAGCCCGACAGUCCAGCUGUUUGCAAACUCAUUGCACAUCCUCCAGUUACAUGGCAGAAGAGGGAGGGAGGACGGAAAAGAAAAGAGGAGGAAGAAAAAAUAACUUAAAUAAACACACACAAAAAGAAAAGAGAAGGAAACAUGACGUGAGCUGGUGAUCCAUGAG
This is a messenger RNA of Eubalaena glacialis (North Atlantic right whale), 2888 nucleotides long. RefSeq names its product leukocyte receptor cluster member 9 (gene LENG9). The record is from RefSeq and is a predicted model, not a curated record. Bases 855 to 2522 code for a protein of 555 amino acids. Gene Ontology annotation, molecular function: metal ion binding. NCBI's taxonomy places the organism in Eukaryota, Metazoa, Chordata, Mammalia, Artiodactyla, Balaenidae. The transcript has a single exon.